CUUUCCCUCCUCACAAGCAAUCCACACCUCUUGUGUAUGCUGUCUAUCUAUCUACUCCCCAAGCACGUACAAACACUCUCCACACAGCUAGCCAACAGGUACAACAGACACAAGGAUGAAGCUCAGAGUAAAAGGCUUCGGCCUCCUGCUUCUCCUUGUCUUGCUUGCUCUAUGCUCCACCAUUGAUGUCUGUGACGCGAGGAGAGGCAAGCAUUGGAGGCCAAGGAGCUCGCCGAGCUCCUCUCUGCUCAAGAAGAAAGGGAAGGCAAAGAAGGGCAGCUCCCACCGGCAGCACGGGGGCAACCGGCGAAGCCCGCCACCAGCCCCCCCUGGUGUUGGCAAAGGACACCAGACGCCAUACCAGCCAAGCCCCAAUGUACCUGUAAGUCCGAGCCCGAGCCCGAGCCCCAAGCCGAGCCCUGCCAAAGGCAAUGGACAUACAAGUCCACAGCCUCCAUCUCCAAGCUGUGGAAAGGGCAGGCAGCCACCGCCGCAGCCACCACCUGCGGCCUCAGCCUCACCAGGCGCGGUGUUUAACGUGGUUGAUUUCGGAGCCAAGGGUGAUGGAAUUUCAGACGAUACAAAGGCUUUUCAAGCAGCGUGGGCUGCUGCGUGCAAGCUGGGAGCGUCUACAGUUCUCGUACCAUCAGAACUAGAGUUCCUUGUUGGGCCAAUCUCCUUUUCUGGGCCUUACUGCAAACCAAACAUUCUUUUCCAGCUCGAAGGGACGAUCUUAGCCCCAACAAAUGCUAAAGCAUGGGGUUCUGGCUUGCUUCAAUGGCUUGAAUUCACCAAACUAAGUGGGUUAUCAAUUCAAGGCAGUGGCACCAUAAAUGGUAGGGGGCAACAGUGGUGGACCUACUCAGACCCAAAUGACGAUGAGGAUGACGACACAGUAAGACCCGACCAUCUAGUAUUACUAGAUCACUCAAUUCAAAAGUUGGUCUAUCAAUCACUAACCUUGGAUACAUUCCAGCAGUACAAUCAGGAGCUUGAAAGGAUGCCACGGGUUAAACCUACGGCAUUGAGGUUCUAUGGUUCUUCAAAUGUCGUAGUGGCUGGCAUCACAAUUGUCAACAGCUCACAGUGCCAUCUCAAGUUUGACAACUGUCAAGGGGUGCUGGUCCACGACCUGACAAUAUCCUCCCCUGAGAACAGUCUCAACACCGACGGAAUACACCUGCAGAACUCCAAAGAUGUCAGCAUUCAUCAUACCAACUUGGCUUGCGGUGACGAUUGCAUCUCCAUCCAGACAGGAUGUAGCAACAUAUACAUACACAAUGUGAAUUGUGGACCAGGCCAUGGAAUCAGCAUUGGUGGACUAGGCCGGGACAACACAAAAGCAUGCGUCUCUAAUGUAACAGUAAGAGAUGUCAACAUGUUCAGAACAAUGACUGGUGUCAGAAUCAAGACCUGGCAGGGUGGUAUAGGACUGGUUCAAGACAUAAGGUUCUCAAACAUACAAGUCUCCGAAGUUCAAACACCUAUUAUGAUAGACCAGUUCUAUUGCGACAAAAGAACCUGCACAAAUCAAACAUCAGCAGUGGCAGUAUCAGGCGUUCAGUAUGAGAACAUCAGAGGGACAUUUACAAUCAAGCCUCUCCAUUUUGCAUGCAGUGACAGCUCACCUUGUUCAGGGAUCACACUUACCGGAGUACAACUUAAACCCGUGCAAAUAGCCCACUACCACCUAAACAAUCCAUUCUGUUGGCAAGCUUUUGGGGAACUCUUCACUCCAACCAUCCCUCCCAUAGCUUGUCUGCAGAUUGGAAAACCUGCUGGGAACAACUUGCAGUCAUACCAUGACAUAUGCUGAAACACAGAUAGUAUCCUCAUCCAUUAGUUGGUGCUUAUUCAUGAGUGGUCGUUGUGAUGCUUCCGACCCUUUGCACCAUUGCUUCGUCAUGUGCAUAUAUACACAGUUAAUUUAUGUUUUGUUAUCACAGCAAGUGUGUCAUGUUUGUGGUAAAGGAAACAUAGAUAUUUUCAUAUAAAAUGGGCAGGCAGGCAGAUUAUAUGUGUGAGCUGAAAAAAUAUAGCGCAUGUUAUUCUAUGCUAAUACAAAGUAUUAAGUGUUAAAAAAUAAUAGUACAGCACUUUUGCACA
Molecule: messenger RNA, 2106 nt
Organism: Triticum dicoccoides
Lineage: Eukaryota; Viridiplantae; Streptophyta; Magnoliopsida; Poales; Poaceae
Product: polygalacturonase At1g48100-like
Exons: 6
Coding region: 116-1816 (566 amino acids)
Biological process (GO): carbohydrate metabolic process
Molecular function (GO): polygalacturonase activity
Source: RefSeq, a predicted model, not a curated record